AUGCUGCUGCCGGGCGGGGGGCGCAAGAGCCCGCUGCCUCCCGGUGGCUCGGAGCCCUCCCUCCGCCGCUGCCGCUGGGUCUGGCGAGACAGCACCGCCCCUGGCGCUCCCCGGCCCGCCCCCGGUGGCUCGGUCUCGGAACCCCCGAGCUGUCGGUGGGCGGUGCGGCUGCGGGGGUGCCUGCACCUGCACCCGGAGAGCGGACGGGCAAGGUAUCAGUGGUGCUGCUGUGGGGGUGGAGCCGCUGUCCCCGGACCGGCGGGGAGCUGCACGCCACGGAGCCGCGGCCGGGUAAGGACGGGAACGGCUCCGCUCGGCCCGGAGCGGGCGGUGGGGGCCGGCGGGGGCCCCGCGCACAGCGGUAGAGGCCGCGUGUGGCGGACAGGGAAGGAGAAGGAGCCCCUGGAGCCGCUGCACCGCAUGGGAGCGCUGCUGGGGAGCGGCGGCUCCGGGUCCGUGCCCUCGGGGUCCGCCCGUCCCACAGCGCUCCGGUACGUGGCGGGGAGGUGGCGAGGCGGAGCCAGCUCAGCCCCGCGCUGCCCUUGGCUUGCAGCGGCCAGGGCCGUGGGGCGGAAGCGCAUCUCCUGUGGGGCGAGCGGGAAUUACUUACAGAUAAUGGGAUUGAUGAAGACACUGGAGAAGAUGCAGGUGAAGAUGCCAAUACAAUGCAGCAGCCUGGAUUCAUGGCUUCUGCUUGGUCCUUUAUCACGACCUUCUUCACAUCACUCGUCCCUGAAGGGCCUCCACAGGUUGGCAGUUAAAGAGGAAAAGGAACUGAACAGCUUCAGUAGCCACAGGUAGAAGUGGAGCAGAUUCUAGAGAGCAUUUUAAAUACAGUGCAAUUCCUGAACAUUUGUUAUGUUACCUUUCUGAUCACAGUGUACAAAAAUAUGUGGGUUUUGUUUCCUUUUGGCUUUCUGAUGCACUGAAUAUUUUAAGCACAAGUGGACUACUGAAUACUUUCUUAUAAGAUUCUUUUUCUGAAGAAUAAAAUGUAAAGAUAUUGGUCUUCCAUAGUUUAUUUUAGUUUAAAAUGUGUAUUAUAUUGAGGCAAAAAGCUUGUACUUAAUCUGUACCAUUACAUCUUUAAAGAGCUGUUAAAAACAUGAAUGUCGAUGGAACUUCCAA
This is a messenger RNA of Melopsittacus undulatus (budgerigar), 1128 nucleotides long. RefSeq lists its product as uncharacterized. The record is from RefSeq and is a predicted model, not a curated record. NCBI's taxonomy places the organism in Eukaryota, Metazoa, Chordata, Aves, Psittaciformes, Psittaculidae. The transcript is spliced from 2 exons. Bases 1 to 801 code for a protein of 266 amino acids.